Molecule: messenger RNA, 1629 nt
Organism: Mucor velutinosus
Lineage: Eukaryota; Fungi; Mucoromycota; Mucoromycetes; Mucorales; Mucoraceae
Product: ribosomal 40S subunit protein S1B
Exons: 1
Coding region: 1-1629 (542 amino acids)
Source: RefSeq, a predicted model, not a curated record
AUGUUGUAUCUAACAAAUGACCUGGGUCUAUUGCCCUUCUUCUUACCAUUUGGUAUCAUUGGAUUCUAUAGAUACCUGUGGUUCUUUAUAAAGGUCACUGCCUGGCUAGUAUAUAGACCAAGGUUACCCAAGGCCAAUCCAACUUAUACAGGGGAAAGAGAUGUGACAAUUAUCGUACCAACCAUCGAUGCAGGUGAAGAGUUUAAGAUUGCAGCAAAGAGCUGGUUAGCAUGCAAUCCCAAGGAAAUCAUCAUCAUCACCGAGACUAAAAUGCGGGAACCAUUGCAAGAACUAGCCAACAGCGUCAAUCCAGACAAAAUCCGUGUGUUGACUGUACCACGAGCAAACAAAAGACUCCAAAUGGUAGCUGGUAUCAAUGCGACAAACAGUGAGAUCAUUGUAUUUGCCGAUGACGAUGCGAUCUGGAAGCCUACCAUGCUGGAAUACAUUCUCGCUUGCUUUGAAGAUCUGAAGAUGGGUGGUGUCGGUACAAGUCAAACUGUCCAUGCUGUCGAUCCAAAGGGCCAUCAAACACUUUGGGAAAUUCUCGCUGGCUUUAGAUUAACCAGUAGAAAUAUUGAAAUUGCUGCUUCUACUCACAUUGACGGUGGCAUCUGCUGUCUCUCUGGUCGUACUGCAGCUUAUCGUACAUUGAUCCUCAAGGACCCUGCUUUUCAAUAUUGCUUUACAAAUGAUCUUUGGUUGGGCAAAUACCCACUCAAUUCUGGCGACGAUAAGUUUCUUACACGCUGGAUGGUGUCGCAUGGCUGGAAUACGUAUGCUCAAAUCUGUAAAGAAGCUGAACUCUACUCUACGUUCAAGAACAACUGGAGAUUCGUAAAGCAAGUGCUUCGUUGGACUCGUAACACAUGGCGUUCUGAUUUUAGAUCACUGUUUACCGAGCGUUACAUCUGGAGAAGACAUCCUUUCGUUGCAUUCACCAUGGUCGAUAAGAUCUUUAAUCCUUUGACCCUGUUGGCAGGUCCCAUCCUUGUUGGUGUGUUUGCUUCUCUUCAGGAGCAAAGGGCUGGUCCUACAAACCCACCUUUGCCAGGUUGGAAUAUUGCCAUCUCUUAUAUCAUCUGGUUGCUGCUGACAAGAUUCAUCAAACUGAUUCCUCAUUUCAUCAAAAGACCUCAAGACAUCUGGGUCUUACCUGCUUGGCUACUGUUCAAUUACUAUUUCGCCAUCAUGAAGAUUUAUGCAUUGUUCACAUUGCACGAAGUGGGUUGGGGAACCCGAGCUGGUGUAGGCACUGAACUAGCUGCUGACAUUGGUAAAGAUGACGAAAAGCAGCCUUUUGACAAUAAUAACGACAUCAAGAUUGAAAUGAGUCAAAUGGACUCUAAUGAAUCCACUCCCAACAACUACGAACAACAACAAAGGAAUGACAUUCAAAAUUACUACCAUGAAAACGCUCCCUAUGAAGAUCCUUUCUUUUCAGAACAAGACAUGUUGGAAGUAUCUCGGAAUCACCACACAGAAAUGGGUGUGGAUGGCUCUUUUGCUCCUAUUUCUUCCUCUUCAACAACAACAACAACAACCCCUUACAAUAAUAAUACCUCUUCCCAUAAUACACACAUGCAACAAAACCACCAUCAUGAUGGCACCCCAUCAUCAUUACUAUAA